This is a messenger RNA of Coturnix japonica (Japanese quail), 2297 nucleotides long. NCBI's taxonomy places the organism in Eukaryota, Metazoa, Chordata, Aves, Galliformes, Phasianidae. The record is from RefSeq and is a predicted model, not a curated record.
CAGUUUGUCAGCAGGAGUUGCAAGGGAGGAAUCGAGUUGUGAAAGCAAGGUUUUGCAGCCUCGCUGGGAGCACAGCCCUCUGCAGUGAAUGGAUGGGGUGCUGAAGGCCAGUGCUGGGAGGAAAAGAAAUUUUCCUAAAAUUCAGAAAAAGGCAGAGAGAAUCACCCUGAAGCUCCCUAUCAAAUGCAUCUGGAUGCUCCGUGGAGCUAUCAGUCAUCUAUCAGAGCACCCCAAGAGCACCCCAUAGGAAAAGCAAAGUUUGGCCUCACCUCGGUUGCCAUUUCGGACGACGUUUUGCUCGUGUUUGCAGCAAUCCUGGCGCCUGGUGCAACCUGUGGAACAGCGAGAAAAGAUGCGAACGCUGCACUGCUCAGUAACUUUGAGGUGUUCCAGCUACUCACUGAUCUUAAGCAGCAGCGCAAAGAGAGUGGAAAAAGCAAGCAGAGCUCCGGUCAGCAGAAUCUGAACACAAUCAUGUAUGAGACACUGAAGUACAUCUCAAAAACACCGUGCAAAUACCAGAGUCCUGAGAUUGUCAGAGAAUUCCUCAUUGCGAUGAAGGGCCAUAAGCUGACCAAGGCUGAAAAGCUGCAGUUGCUGAACCACAGGCCUGUGACAGCAGUUGAAAUACAGCUGAUGGUAGAAGAAAGCGAGGAAAGGCUGACAGAGGAGCAGAUCGAGUCGCUUCUCCAGACAGUCGCCAGCAUUCUUCCAGGGGAUCCAGAAGAACAGCAGAGAGACUCAGCAAUGGAAACUGAAGGCGGAGGCGGCCAGUAGCAGGAGGAAUCUAGACCAAAGCCAGCAACAAUUUCGGCAGAAGAGAAUUGGUUAAUCUUCUUCUAUUUUUUACUCGAUACCAGUUUCAGCUUGUAUUGGGCAUCAUUGUAAAAUGGAUUAAAUUUGUCUAUUACUCAGAGGUGGUGAGGGAACCUGUUGUUUACCAGAAGGCGUGGAAGAAGACACUAUUCUUCCAGCAUAUUGUCUUAUACUGGGGUGAUAGUGAAUGACUUUGCAAUGUAGCAGACAAAUUACAGGGCACAAAAUGGGAAGUAUUUGUAUUUUUUACAUUACCCAUGUAACAGCUGUACGUUUGAGUAGGCUAAUAUACAGCUGGCAAUGUUUUAAUUAUCACAGCAGUACUAUAAUUAUAAUUGCUUUCAGAUGAUGUUGAAUUGCCCAACUGCUUUUCGGAAUGUGAUUUACAAUACAAAGCCAGCUUUUGGAGCUGUUAGGGAAUAGUGCUGCUGUCAGACCUGUGCGUGGAGUAAUGUACAGAAACUGCUUGGUGUCUGUUUGGAACACAUAAAGUCAUCUGAUGGCAUCAUAGGAGUGAGAGGGUCUGUAGGUUGGGUAACUGAUCUCAGGGGUGUCGGACAACCUAUAGAUGAAUGGUAGAUGCAGAUGAUCAACUAAAUAAAUGUACUGCCCUGAGCAUGGCUGGAUUUGACCAGUUUUUGCAGCAGCUGAGGCUCUGGACUGUAAUGCUACAGUUCUUAGUAAUACAAACAAAAGGACAUUUGAGAGUGAGGUCUGUGUUUUCCCUUUGAGUGUUUGCUCCAGUGUUUGUGUAUAUACAAGUCACUGUCCUGCCAAUGGGCUUUGACCGUGGAAUAAAUGAAUGAGUCAACACUGUUUUCUAAGAAUGAAAAUCAGUCAUGUCUGGAGGAGGAUUUUUUGUGUACUGAACUUUGUCUGAUUAAAGAUUUCAGGAUCAAUUAUUAAACGUUGAUAGCAUUGAUGAUGAUAAGAAAUCUUACAUAGAUAUCCAUGAAGUCAUGAGUUACACCCGGUGCUGGUUUUAUACUUCAGACCAUUCUUCUGUAACUGCUACAAUGGACUGGAAAGCGAAAUAAAGUUUGAAGCACAUCCUGGGAUUUUUUUUGGCCUGAAGAUCCAAGAGCUUGAAUCAAAUUAUCUGCCUUUUAUACCCACUUCUGUCAUGGUUUUAUUUGGAGAUCCUAAGUGAGGAAUUUACCCUCUUUGAGCCUUAGUUAUGCAAUAUAGGAGAGGGAGUGAUGAUAACUUCUGCUUGCAGGAUUUUUGAUAUGUGUUGCCUUGGUAUUUUAAGCUGCUUUGAUGUUUGGAGAGGGAAGGAAGGCAUUGAAAAAUACAUUUGUGUCCUCCUAAAUGUGAUUUAUCUUACAUUAAAGGCUCCCCAAGACUGAAGGCUGAUGGUGCGCUUUGACUGGGCAUGUUAGGUGCAUUAGAGUGAAAAAUCCACAGUGCUUUUUUGUGAUAAAUUGAUGUCUAUAUUUUCUCCCUAAAUGUGCAAAUAAACCAUAAGAGAUGAAUAGACC